AUGCAGUCGGUGAUCGGGGUCGUACUAGCCACGCUGACUAUCAUCCUGCGAGGCGCCGCCGAGCGCCAUUGGAGCCGCGGGUCUCUCGGGCCCGAGGCCCCUUGCGUGCGGGAGCCGCCGCCUGCGCCUGCUGCGAAGGUGGAGGACAUCAUUCGACGGGCACGGUCCGAGAGCUGCGUGUGCGAGCUGACCUGCGACUCGGUGGAGCGGGGCGCCCGCCUCGUCUUCAUCGCGACUGUUUCGAUCUGUGCUUGGCAGUCCUGCAUCCUCGGGCUCUACUGCGGCUGGCCGCUUUCGGUGCAGGAGUUGUCGAGUAGUUUGUUCCCAGGGCGGAUCGUGGCCAUCGGGUACCCUGGCGAGGACCUCUGGCAUGAGAGAGUUGUGAUGGGCCCUGGGCUUCGCGAUGCUGCGGGGGUCGUCGCCAAUUGGUGGACCCUGACACCAGAUGGGGAUUUAUAUGAGGAGGACAUCUCCAUGGAGGCGGGCGAGGGCGAGCGGCUGGUCAUGCUCGACUUGGCUGGCUCCUGUCCUCGCGCCCUGCGCGGCAGGUUCCACAGGUUUGCAGGCGGCGCUUAUCCCAGCGAUGACCGUGUCCGCCGCGAGGGGCCUCCUGCCUUGCUGGACUUCGUGACCGAGGACGGCGUCCUGGCCCCUUUGUCGGACGUCGGGCGACGGCUCCGCAGAGGAGGCGCCGCUGGCGUGGGGGGCGGCGGCGCGGGGGCGGUCGUUGUUGACGACGGGGCCGCUGCUCCCGAAAUGCCCCUGCCCCCCGAGGCGGCGCCGCCUGGCGGUGAUGUCAGUCCUGGCGCAGGCGGGGCCGUGGCGCCCUACUUGGCCGUGCUGCCCGAGCGCCCAGCCCACCGUGAGGGUUUGGUCUGGUUGGUGACCGAGAACGCCGAUGGCCACGAGACGCUGGGCAUGGAGGUCAUCCCUCGCGCUGGCGACGUGGUCGUCACGACGGCGGACGGCGUGGUCUACAGGCGCAGCAGCUUCCUCCGUGUCCAGGCGGUCCCGCACCGCGACUGCGCGGGGUUCGCGAGGGCGCUGAGGGACGUCCUAACGUUGUGGGUCGACUACGGCGAGGUGGGAGAGAGGUACAAGAGCUGGAAGAAGGCGGCGCAUGAGAGCAUGGAGGAGCCCAUCUCCGCCGCGGAGGUGCAGGGCCCACCAGGCGCGCUUCACCUUGCCCGCCACGUCGAGCAAUACGGCGGUGAUCCGCGGCGCUGGUGGCAGGAGUUCUCGCGCAGCAAUAGCAUCUUCAAGACGGAUCGCGUCUACCAUGGGAUGAUUACGUUGACGGAGAGCUUCAAGUUAUUCGGCGAGUGCGACCAGCUGAACUUGGGCGCGUCUGCGGGCAUUGAGAAGAUGGUGCGGCGCAUGCUGGGCGUGAUAGACGCCUACUCCAUGGGCGGCGGGGCGCCGUCCUGGCGCAUGGCCGCCGUGUACGAGGGCGAGGCGAGCUGCGGCGACGCCAUUGUCCCCGCCCUGCGGAAGUGGGGGGUGAACAAGCUGAAGGACCAGGCGGAGAUCGAGAGUACUCGGGCGCCGCCGACGGCGGACGAGGCCGCGGAGGCGGCGGUGAUGCAGGUCGGGGCUGGCGGGGCGGCAGAGGCUCCGCGGCCCCGAAGGUGGGGAAUUUUCGAGCGCCUGGCCGCCCUCGCCCCUUUGAGAAGUUUCCGCUGGCUCUUCCUCGGCGUGGAGCUGCACCUGCUGGCGGCGGCCGCCGCCGUGGGCGCUACCGUGCUCGCGAUCCCGUACGUCAGCCCCACUCAGCUGGAUGAGAGCCUGGCAUGCUUGGAGUCGCUCGCGGAGCUUCAGGUGCGCGAGGGGGCUCGGGAGUUCUACAAGCCGCCAGAAGUGGCCCUUCGGGGGUUGCUCUGUGAGAAGGCGUCUGGCUACAGGAUGGACGCUUCCUCGACUACGCUCGCGCCGUGCCAGCGCGGUCGGGUCUCUUUGCCCGAGAAGAGGACCGGCGUCCCGAGUGUCUCGGACUUAAUUGGGGACCGCGGCCGGUACUUUCUGCAGGGCGCAGGAGAGCGCAUGCUGGAUCCGACCUUCAGCGACAGUGUUGAUGAUGUUGCUGAGCGCUGCUCUGUUAACCAACAGCUCGCCAGCAGCCCCACGCUCUACACCCGUUUCAUCCGUGACCUCAAGGCCAGGAACAUGUUGGUCUUCGGCGGAUGGGUUCAUGAGCGCACUGAUUUUUUUCAUCGCAAGAAGAACGGCAAGCCCCGCCUCAUCCUCGACGCGCGGCGGGCCAACAGGAUGCUUUUCAUCAGAUGGACAUCCCGACCUGGCUCUCGCUGGUUCGGCUUGCCCCCCGUCCGCGCUGCCGAUGCGGGGCUGACGGAUACUCUGGAUGGCCCAGUCGGGCCCGACGGGAUGGUGACGCCGAUGCCUCGGUGUCUGCCCAUGGGCUUCUCGUGGAGCCUGGCCCUGGCGCAGGACGUCGACGAGGAGGUGGCCAGCCAGGUGCUGAGUCGUGCCGAGCUGCUUCGCGAUCGGGGCCAGCCUCUGGUCCUCGCGCUGCGGGGCGAGGCCGCUUCGGACACCAGGCACUACAUCUACGUCGACAACAUCGGUGUCUUCGGGUCAGACGGCAGCGUGGUUGCAUCGAAGUUGGAGGACGUCUGCGCGGCCUUCGAGGCGAGGGGCCUCGCCGUGCACGGGGUGGCGACCUCCGGCUCGGGCGUCGAGGCGCUGGGGGUGCUCCUCGACGGGCGGCGGCGGCACGCGAGGCUGACGGCCACGCGUUUCUGGCGCGUCAGAGGUGCCUUGCUGGCCUUGGCGGGGCGCCGCCGCGCCACUGGGCGUCAAGUGGAGAUCGUCCUUGGGCAUGCCACCUUCUGCGGGCUGGUGAGGCGCGAGACGUUGUCGGUGUUCGCGACGGUCUACCCGCUCAUCAAGCGGCACUACGACCAGCCCGCGCCCCUCUGUUGGGGGUCGGACUGGAACCCUCUCGUCGUGGCCACCGACGCUUCGGAGACGGGCUACGGCAUCUGCACGCGCUGGUUCGCCGCCGAGGACGUCGCCGCCGUGGGCCGCUGCCGAGAGCGCGACCGCUACCCCGCAGAGGGGCGCGUCGGAGCUCGCGCGGCGGCGCUCGGGGCCGAGCCGCCCCCCUGCGAGCCCCUUGACGUAGAGGGCUGCGCAGACCUCCAGCCUGAUCCGCACUUUGCCGAGGUCCCCAGCUGCAUGACCGAUCGCGCCGCUUGGACGGUUGUCGGCGGCUGGAAGUUCGAGCAGCCAGAGGACAUCAUGGCCCUGGAGGCUCGCGGCAUGCUGCGCGGGCUGGAGCGAGUGAGUCGCGCCAGGAAGCGCCGACUGGAGAGUUUGCUGGGGCCGUCCGCAUCGCUGCAGAGCACUGCCCGUGUCCUCAAGGCGGAGGGCGAGUUGGGGGUCGCCGAUCUGGCCCGCAGCGCUUGCGAGUCUGGCCUUGCGGACUCCGAGGUGAGACUUAUCCUGGAGCAGCUGAAUGGGUUGAUCAGGACUGAUCCGCGCUCCAGAGAGGCGUCGAGCUCGGACCGCGAGGGCGAGGCCACGGCUGCCGCGCGGCAGCGGGCGCUCCCCCGCGGCAGGAAGGACGCGCUGACGAAGCUGCUGGCGUCCGAGGCGCUUCCAGAACUCUCCCACUUGACGCUCGGAGAGCACGCGGCGGUGAGGCCUCGGACCGAGGCCCAGUAUGCCCAGGAGGUGCACCAGUUCAGCCUGUUCUGUGGCGUCGCGCGCGCGACGGAGAUCUCGAUCGAGGAUCUGGACGACCUGCUGGUCCAGCACAUCGAUCGCCAGAUCAAGUCGGGAGUGACGGCAGCUCGCGGCAUGAAGCUGUUGGCUGGGGUGGUCCACGCUCGGCCGAAGGCGGGGAGGCAAGGCCCACGCACGUUGCGUCGCAGCUGGAGGGCGCUGAAGGGAUGGCAGAACUUGUGUCCCUCGACCUCCCGUCUGCCCGAAGCGUGGCCCAUUUGGCGUGCCAUCGUGAACGGGCUGUGCGGCAUGGGGCGAUGCGACAUGGCCUUGUUCAUCUGUCUCAUGUGGAGCACGUGCGCGCGCCCUAUCCAGUUGAUGGUGCUCAAGCCCGAGUGCAUGUACGCCCCCAGCCGAGUGGCCACUUAUUGGACCGUUCAGUUGAACCCAGAGGUCGACGGGGUGCCCUCCAAGGCGAAGGAGUUCGACGUGACGAUCGCGUUGCUGGCGGCUGCUGUGCAGAAAGUCGCCCGCGACCUGGGUUUCAACCUGGCGGUGUACCAGGCCAGGCGCAGUGGCGCCAGCGCGGACAUGGCCUCGCGUCGGCGCACGCUGGCGGAGGUCAAAAAGCGGGGCGGCUGGAAGUCAGACCGCUCGGUGGUGCGAUACGAGAAGGGCGCGAGGUCGAGCUCGACGCGGAUGGUCCGCCCGAGCUGGCUACGGCAGCACGCAGCGCAGCGCGAGGAGCAGUUUGUGGAGAUUUUGGUGCACGGCCGCGACUCGUUCGCUUAG
This is a messenger RNA of Prorocentrum cordatum, 4476 nucleotides long. NCBI's taxonomy places the organism in Eukaryota, Dinophyceae, Prorocentrales, Prorocentraceae. The record is from the annotation of a GenBank genome assembly.